UUCUCGGUUCUCGGAAACAGCGUCAGAGUGAGAGCUCUGUCCUGUCUCCUCCUCUGUACUGCACUCCUCUCUGUUAGCUGCUCCGUCUCCACCGCUAGCUUAGCCUGCUAGCUAGCAGCCCAGGUAAACAUGGCUAUGUCGCAGGCUCUGUCAGAGGAGGAGUUUCAUCGGAUGCAGGCUCAGCUGCUGGAGCUGCGGACUCAGAACUAUCAGCUGUCUGAUGAUCUCAGGAAGAACACGGCAGAGCUGAAUGCCGUCCGUCAGAAGAAUGUGGUUCUGGAAAGAGAUUUUGUCAAAGCGCAGAAGGCUCUGAAUAAGAGCAAGAAAGCUCAGGAGGUGGAUGCGUUGCUUAGUGAGAACGAGAUGCUUCAGGGGAAACUCCACAGUCAGGAGGAAGAUUUCAGGCUACAGAACAGCACGCUGAUGACUGAGCUCUCCAAGCUGUGUACACAGAUCGAACAGCUGGAACAGGAGAAUCAGGGCCUGAAGGAAGGAGGAGGAGCCUCUGCACCCGCUGCCCCGCCCAACCCCGCCUCAAGUCCUGUCGAUGGAGAAUUGCUUCGCCUCCAAGCUGAAAACUCCACCCUCCAGAAGAAAAUGAAAGCCCUCCAGGAGCGCUAUGACAAAGAGUUGCAGAGACAGGUGGUCGCCCAGGGCAACCAGAGCGCUACCACGGAGACCGACGGGUCAGCCAGCGCCAAUGGAGUCUCUGAUGUCACAGGGAGAGGGGAGGAGCCAGCAGCAGAGGGAACCAGUGAGAGACUGGAACAGACGGAGACUCAGCUGGAACAGACAGAGAAGCAGCUACAUGGCCUGUCAGAGAAGAGCGUAGAGAAGAUUGUAGCUAAGCAGGCAGCGCUAGGCUGGUCGGCUGCUCUCUGUCCAAUAACUCACUGCUUUGGACCAGAGCUGGAGAUGGCACUGAACACCGAGCAGGAGGAGAAGAGGCUGCUGAGGGAGCAGAUCCACAACCUGGAGGCGUCCAAACAGGCUGAAAUCACCAAGCUACAGGAAGAGAUAACAAAGCUCUCUGAUAAGUUAAAGAAGAAGCAGGAGAGUUUUCAGCGUCUGCAGGGAGAGAAGGAGGCUCUGUACAAUGACAGCAGGACAAAGAUCGAUGAGAUCAACCAGAGGAAAGAAGAGGAGCUGAAGGCCAUGAACCUCCGCAUCCAGAAACUACAGUCAGACCUCAUGACAGCCAAUCAGCUGACAGCAGAGCUGAGAGAGCAGCUGCAGAGCAAGGAGAAAGAGCAUGAACUGGCUCUGCACACUUUGAAAGACCAGGUAGCCAGUCAGAGUGCAGUCAGUCAAGAGCAGGUGGACAACAUCCUGCAAGAGAACGAUGCUCUGAGGACAAACCUAGCAGCUUUAGAACAGAUCCAGACGGUAAAGACGCAGGAGAUGAAUCUGUUGCGUGAGCAGCAGGAGGCGUUGACGGCUGAGCUGCAGCAGAGACGAGCUGAACAGGAGAGUCUGUUAGCUCAAAGAGACGACCUGGACUCCCAGCUGCAGGAGUCGAGUUUUGCCAAUAGGAAGUUGUUGGAGCAGUUAACAGAAGAAGGACAAGAGAAGGACAGACUGCUGAGAGAGCUGGAUGAGGCUAAGAAGACAGCAGAGAAGAGGAAGGCCAUGUUGGAUGACAUGGCUAUACAGCUGAACCAGGAGAAGUCCGACCACAAGGAGGCGCUGUCAGACCUCAAACUGCAGCACGAGAAGGAGGUUCUUGGGGUGAGGGCUCGGUAUGAGAAGGAGCUCAGAGGACUCCAUGAAGACAAGAAUCGCUCUGAGGAGGAGAUCCGACAGCAGCUAAGAGAUGAGAAGGCUCGGACUAAAGAGCUGGAGGGUCUUCAGCCGAAGGUGGAGGAGCUACAGGCUCAGGUUCAGUCCAUGGAGGGAACCAAAGGCUGGUUCGAGAGACGACUCAAGGAGGCCGAGGAGAACAUAGAGAAGAACUCUCUGGAACAUCAAGAGGAGAUCAAGCAGCUGCAGAGAGAACACACACUUCAGCUGGAGGAGAAGCAGUCAGAGAUGGAGGGACUGAAGCAGCAGCUGGUGGAGGUGGAGAAACAGAAGGAUGAACACGGUGACACCAUUGGAAAACUCAGACAGGAGAUAAAGGACACUGUGGACGGUCAGAGGAUCCUGGAGAAGAAAGGAAGUGCAGCGCUGAAAGACUUGAAGCGGCAGCUGCAGCUGGAGAGGAAGCGAGCGGACAAACUGCAGGAGAGACUCCAGGAGAUACUGACCAACAGCAAGACCAGGACAGGUCUGGAAGAGCUGGUUCUGUCAGAGAUCAACAGUCCCAGUCGGACUCAGCAAACCGGAGACUCGUCCUCCGUCUCCUCCUUCUCCUACAGGGACAUGAUGAAGGAGGCUCAGCCGGCCAAUCAAAACAAGUCCGGAGGAGGCAGUCCUCAGUCCAACCGUCCGGCCGAACUGUCUGAUGACGAGGUCGGAGAGUUGUUCCAGCGUCUCGCUGAGGUUCAGCAGGAGAAGUGGAUGCUGGAGGAAAAGGUGAAACAUCUGGAGGUCAGCUGCUCGUCGAUGGCUGAGGACAUCUGCAGGAAGAGCGCCAUCAUAGAGACAUAUGUGAUGGACAGCCGCAUAGAUGUGUCGGGCAGUGCCUUUGGAGGUCACGGAGGCUCUCAGGGAGACAGAGGUGGUCUGGGUUCAGUCCUUAGAGAUCUGGUCAAACCAGGAGACGAGAACCUGAGAGAGAUGAACAAGAAGCUGCAAAACAUGUUGGAAGAGCAGCUGACCAAGAACAUGCACCUGCAGAAGGACCUGGAGGUUUUGUCCCAGGAAUUAGUCCGUCUCAGUAAAGAGAACAGUCCUGGUGUCGGAGCAACUGGGUCAGGAUGAGACCAUGACCUGGAUCCAUCCGUCCUUCCCUCCCCCCUCACCACUAUUGUUCUUCUCAGCUGGACGGUGUGGGCUGGGCUCAGACUAACACCUGGAACCAGUAUUUCUUUCUUUCCAUAUUCAUGACCUAAGACCUGCUGUUGGCUCUGACUGCUGUCUGGAGCUGUUACGAUUUCACCACUUCAGUCUGCCUGCUGGGCUAUGACUAAGUGCUGGAAUUCGUCAAUUUAUUGUUUCUCAAUGACAAGAGAAAACAGUAAGUUAUAAAGACCAGAGAGAAUGGAAACAUCAAAAGUUGCGCUCAGCUCAUUUAUGUUGCUUUUGAAUGUACUGUAAUUAGACUGCACCACUCUGUCAAGUCCUGGCUACAACCUGGAAACCACACAAUGUAACAGACUUAUGAUUUCUAUUGUAACGGACUGUAAAUGUCUGCUAAUGCCGUUUCUGGUGUCUGUUGGGUCCUGGCUAUGUCAUGGAAAACACAGUCCUGGUAUCUGAACUGACUGAAUUAGUUAUUUUAAUGGUUUCUAUGUGUAGUAACUCUGUUGUGAUCUGGCUAUUUCCUGGGCUUCCUGUCUGCAACAAAGUCAUUACUGAAAACUUGGGGCCUGUCUAUGUCCUGGACUGUCUGACCUGUUACUGACAGUUUUCUUUCCUAGAGCUUUCAGUCACAACCUUCAGCAGCAGAUCAUUUAGUCAUGUCACAUGACUGACAGUCCCAUGUUCAGGUCAGGUGAUGAGGAUUAAUCCAGUGACUCUUCAUCACAACUGAGUCUUUUCCGUCACUUAGAUCUAGACAAUUCUGUUUCCACAUUUGUCUGACGACAGACACACACACGUGUUAAUCAGGUGUGUUAGUGAGCAGACGCCAGCAGUUGAUUGAUGUUUUUUAUGUUUGUGUCAGGCUGUGGCUAUUUUCUGGACUAAGCUCCUGUCACAUCUGUCUUACAUGUCAAACCUUCUGUGUCUUUGGCAUCAUAGCCACAACAUGGAGCUAAUUUGCAUCUCUCCUUUUAUUUAUUACUCCUCAGACACUCUGGGAUGCAGAAAGGCUCCUGUCACUUGUAUGAUGAGGGAUGUUUAACAGGAUCAGGACGUGUCAUUUCAAGGUUUUAUACAAAAGACAAAUUCAUGAACUCAUCUGUUUAUUAUGAACAUAUAAAAAAUGAAUUUAAGUCAUUUUUACAUUAAAAUAUCAAAUAUCAAUAAUUAGGUUCAAUGGCUGAAAGUUUGAUCUUAAAAUUAAGUUAAAAUCAGGUCUGCACUACUCACUGGGACUGAGAAAGUAAAUUAGAGGAUAAUUUGGUUUCAAAAGUUCUGCUGCUUUUAAAACAUUGGAUUUGAGUAAAAAUCUGAUGAUGAGUUUAAGUGUUUAGUUUUUUCUUUGUGACUUCUGUCUGGAAAUAUGAGAAUUAAUGAGAUCACAGCUCUGAUCCAGCACCAUUGGGCAUCCAUCCUCUCUGACAUGUGAUUCAGUUCAACCUGGGAUGCAAAAUGGCUCAAUGAAAACUAAAUGAUUUUCGGUGUCUUUGCUUUUGUUUGGUUUUUGAUGAUUCAUCUCUUUAUCUCCGAGGCCGUGUCUGUCUUGGAUUACAUAAAUGUAAUUUCUCCCUCACUGUUAACUUUUUGUGACUCUUUCCAUCCUUACCGGCGACACCAAAUGGUGCAGAAAAAAAGUGAAAUUAUCAUCUUUGGUUGCUUUUUUGUGACUUAAGUUCUUUUAUCUUUCUGUCGGGCUGGGCCUACUUCCUGCUUGAGAGAACAUAUCUUAUUAUUUUGUCUUUAAAUCUGCUUCUGUGAUUUUGUAAAAAAUAGAACUUUAACUUUGAAAGUGAACGACAAACACUUCCUGUCUGUUCUGCUUUUUCUUUGUUCUCCUGGACUCUUGGAUUUAUUUUUAUGUUUGCGACAUGGCCCCUGACUGCGCCCAGGAUUACACUCUGCACCAGGAUGGCUCCUGCUGACCCAGCUCUGACUAUAUCCUGGACAUUGUGUUAUGCUGUAACAAUAUGCCCGUACAUCUCUGCUUUAUUUUUGUUUGUACACUGCAGAAAACGUCUACCUCAGUCUGAGGGAAAGACUCUGAACCAGUGAGAGGAGCUGGACUUGUUGACAGAGCAGCUUCACUCGUUCACACAAACAAGUAUCUCAUGUAGAUCCUUUAGACCAAACUUUAAAUACAUUAUUACAUAUUUAACACAUGAAUGAACAAUAGAAAAUCAAAAAAUAUUAAAAAUAAUUUGCACAGCAUAGGAUCGAGCCUUAUAUUGGUCUGAAAGUUUAAAUAUAGAUAAUUUUAAUAUUUGAUAUCAUAAAACAGUCAGAAGAAACCAGUCGAGCUGCACUGAAAACAAACUGAAGCUCUCUCUCUCUGUCUCUGUUUCUGAGUCUACACUGCUCUGACUGAGCGGGAUCAGUCUAUGUGCUGGGCGGUGACUCAGCCUGUUGCUUUGUUUUUGUUUGUAUCUGUUUAAAUCUGUAUAUAUACGCUGUCAUAUGACUUCUACCUGUACGAAGAAUCAACUGAUCUAUUUAUGAGACUAAUGAUGAUCAUGACGCUAAUUAUUCUAACUACAAGAAAAUAUAAAAUAUUGUCUGAAGACA
This is a messenger RNA of Seriola aureovittata, 5466 nucleotides long. It is a transcript of the gene gripap1, whose product is annotated as GRIP1 associated protein 1. Gene Ontology annotation, biological process: regulation of recycling endosome localization within postsynapse; neurotransmitter receptor transport, endosome to postsynaptic membrane; regulation of neurotransmitter receptor transport, endosome to postsynaptic membrane. The transcript is spliced from 29 exons. Bases 130 to 2862 code for a protein of 910 amino acids. Gene Ontology annotation, cellular component: postsynaptic recycling endosome; extrinsic component of postsynaptic early endosome membrane; glutamatergic synapse. Lineage: Eukaryota; Metazoa; Chordata; Actinopteri; Carangiformes; Carangidae. The record is from RefSeq and is a predicted model, not a curated record.